This is a messenger RNA of Talaromyces stipitatus ATCC 10500, 787 nucleotides long. Its product is annotated as nuclear transport factor NTF-2, putative. The coding region runs from base 96 to 476 and encodes 126 amino acids. The transcript has 6 exons. Gene Ontology annotation, cellular component: nuclear pore central transport channel. Lineage: Eukaryota; Fungi; Ascomycota; Eurotiomycetes; Eurotiales; Trichocomaceae. Gene Ontology annotation, biological process: protein import into nucleus. The record is from RefSeq and is a predicted model, not a curated record.
GGAAAAGCAGAACAACAAAAGUUGCCUUCCUGCUCGUACGUACUUUGUUUCCUGUUUAUUUUGCGCAUACUCGACCUGCUUGAUCAUCAUCCACAAUGGCAGACUUCAGCAGCAUCGCCCAACAGUUCGUCCAGUUCUACUACAAGACCUUUGAUGAGGGCCGAGCCAACCUCGCUGCGCUCUAUCGCGACAAUUCUAUGCUCACUUUCGAGAAUGAUGCCAAGCUGGGAACUGCCGCGAUCAUUGAGAAGUUGACCGAACUCCCCUUCCAAAAGGUACAACAUCAGGUUGCAACCCUCGAUGCCCAGCCCAGCAGCGAAUCCGGCGGUAUCCUCGUCCUCGUUACCGGUGCCCUUUUGGUCGAUGAGGAGCAGAAGCCUAUGAACUACACUCAAGCAUUCCAACUUCUGCCCGACGGAGCAGGCAGCUACUUUGUCUACAACGAUGUCUUCCGUCUCAUCUACAGCGCUUCAUAGAUGUAUGUAAGGGAAAGAAUGGAUUUGGCUGUUUCUGAGAAUGAGCGAUGGAAGAAUUUUGAUUGUGCUAUAAAAUCUACACACAUCAUGCCAAUAUGACUCCUUCUCGAGUAUUUUAAUACAGACUCCAUGCGUUGACAAGGGUAUCAGGGAUCGUAGACAGGCUAAAUGUGGACAUUCAUUCACGAUUCUCUCUUUGAUCUUGCGCAAAUAAGUCAUUCCAAGACUUUGAAGCUGAAGCAAUGUAUGAAUCGGUCGCAAUUCUAGAGUCGUCCCGAGUGGCCUUACCUUUCCAGGCUACCGGAUUCCCC